Schistocerca serialis cubense is the source of this 1833-nucleotide messenger RNA. Its product is annotated as Hermansky-Pudlak syndrome 3 protein-like. Gene Ontology annotation, cellular component: cytoplasm. Gene Ontology annotation, biological process: organelle organization. The record is from RefSeq and is a predicted model, not a curated record. The transcript has 8 exons. NCBI's taxonomy places the organism in Eukaryota, Metazoa, Arthropoda, Insecta, Orthoptera, Acrididae.
AUGGUGCGAGUAAUAUCAGUUCAUCAUUUUGCAAAUCAGGACAUCCAUAAAUGUGAGGAACCAUUGACAGUAACUACUGCUCCACCUGAUCGUUUGCUGUUGGCUCAGGCCCAGCAUGCUGUUGAAGUUCGUGUCUUAGCUGAGGCUGGAGAUGUUCUGUUCACUUUUCCUACUGUAGAUGAAGUACAUCAGAUGGUGUAUUGCUGUAAUGGUGACUACAUUGCAGCCCUUGAACGCAAGCAAAAUUGCCAAGGUGCAAUCUCCAACUAUGUACAAAUUUACUGUAAAUGGGAUGUAGUUAAUAACCCCCCAGACAGCACAUUUCUACAGCAGCCAAUGCGUGCAAGAAUUGCUGGUCAGGUAACACCAAGCAGUGCACAGAUCAGUUCAGGAGGAUUGGAAAUGAUCAAACUGCCUUUGAAAAAAGACCCAAAUGCAGUUGCUUGUUGCCAGGUAACUGGAAAUUUGAUUGCAGUCCUUGACAGAACUUUGGUGCUUUAUUAUUUUAAAGUGAGGGCACAUGAUAUAUCAAGACAGAAAUUUAUAGAUUUUGAAGAAUCUCCAGUAAGUUAGGAAAUGUGUUUCACACCAAUGAAAGUUGAAAUGUGUGAGGAUAUUGUAGCUUGCAUGUCCAAACAGUAUCUGCAUGUGUUCAAAGUGGGACAGGUGGAAAAAGAAAAAAAACGUGUGAAUACUUCCAUUAAAAAUGAGAAGGACAAUGGGACCAAGAAAGAAACAGAUUUUGAAAUUAACUGGGAUUCUCUGCUGGAAGCAAAAUUCAAUAAAAAUUUAGCAAAAGGCAGAGAUGCUGUUGCAGACAACUGGGUUGAGAAGCUCCACAAUAAUUCAUUUCCUCUUACUAUCCAUCUGCCAGGAAUAACAACUCAGCAGGGUAAUUGUUCAACAAAUACUUCAACAAAUGAUGGCACACCAUAUAGAAACAUGCCAUUUAAAGUAGCUCCUUUGGAAAUGACAAUUAAUGUGAAGUGUUCAUCACCAUCUGAGGAAGAUGCAAUGUGGGAUCUCCCAGACAGAGAGGAAUUGUUAAAUGGGAAUAGGACAGAUAACCUAUUUUGUGAUGGUGAUGAUGCAAACAAGAAAAUAUCAACAAACCACCCAAUGCGGUCACCUUAUUACAAAAAUCUUGGAAGUGUGGUUUGUUUUGUUGCUACACAACAAGAAGGUUUUCUUUAUCAUUUCCCAAUGAUAGCAUCAGGAGAACCCUUGAAGUUACAACAGGCAGCUUGUGUCUCUGUGUAUCCAUUUACAGCACCUGUGUUGCACAUAGCUUUGGAGAGCUAUUUGCUUCAUGCCCUUACAGAAAUGGGACUGGAAACUUACACCUUGAAAUCUUCUCAUCAGUUAAUAAGGGAAAAUGAGUCACUGGACAGUGCUGUGAGUAUAUGCUUAAAAUCUGAUGACCCCGUGUGUUUGGUUGGCUUGCGACCUUUCCUUGGUGUGGAACAUUUAUUGCUUUCUGAUUCAUAUUUAUCACUGUUGGCUUGUUCAGAAGGAUCCAGUAUUAGUAGCCAAGAUUCUCAUAGCACAAACUGGACUUUAUAUUCACUUAAAGUUCCUAGUGCACUAACACUCUAUAAUGAUAUUAUGACUGUUGCAUCACAACACCGUUGGUCAAGUCCUGCAACAUAUUGUCAUCUGUUGACAGAAGCUCACACAAUUUUGCAGAUAGCUGCCCAUACUGUGUCAUGGCUCUCAAAGCAGCACCAUUCAGUUGGCAUAAUUACACCAAAUAUGAAGAAUGAUGAAGCAACCCAACUUGAAGAUACACUAAGAGAAUCAUGUGCUCUGCUCGGAGAUUAUUAUAUAAAGUAA